Thelazia callipaeda (thelaziosis nematode) is the source of this 240-nucleotide messenger RNA. The record is from the annotation of a GenBank genome assembly. Lineage: Eukaryota; Metazoa; Nematoda; Chromadorea; Rhabditida; Thelaziidae.
AUGGACAAAGUAGAUCCGAUCCGGAAUGUAAAAGUGGAUGCUACAUCAACAGUUUACGCAGUUACACAAAUUGGUUUACGUGGUGGCAUUUUUCAGUACACAAAUGGAUUAAAAGUUUUAGGAAAGCCAUCACAAACGUUAAUUUUUGAUGAAGCAUUCUUCUGCUAUCGAGGAUCAACUCUCAUUGAUCAGGAUAAAUGUAAACCACAGUUGACAAAAUUAUCUGUACCAAGUUUGUAG